Danio aesculapii is the source of this 2124-nucleotide messenger RNA. Its product is annotated as CUGBP Elav-like family member 3. Gene Ontology annotation, cellular component: ribonucleoprotein complex; nucleus; cytoplasm. Gene Ontology annotation, molecular function: mRNA binding. Gene Ontology annotation, biological process: regulation of alternative mRNA splicing, via spliceosome; mRNA splice site recognition. The record is from RefSeq and is a predicted model, not a curated record. Lineage: Eukaryota; Metazoa; Chordata; Actinopteri; Cypriniformes; Danionidae.
UACUCCCACAUGAUGAUGCCUCAUUUUGCGAAUUUAAAUGUCAAACAAUGUGUUUGUCUUUUGCAGGUUGUGCGUUUGUAAAAUAUCAGAGUAACGCAGAAGCGCAGGCGGCCAUCAGCUCUCUUCACGGCAGCCGAACUCUCCCGGGCGCUUCUUCUAGUCUGGUUGUGAAGUUUGCAGACACGGAGAAGGAGCGAGGGAUCAGGCGUAUGCAGCAGGUGGCCUCUCAGCUGGGCGUCAUCAGUCCCAUGAGCCUCCACCUGGGCGCCUACAACGCCUACACACAGGCACUUGUCCAGCAGCCGUUGGUUGCUCAGUCUGCAUAUCUGUCUCCGGUUGCGACGGUUGCAGCAGUGCAGAUGCAGCAAUUGGCAGCUCUCAACCCCAGCAGCAUCAUCGCUACACCCAUCGCCUCAAUCACGCCCUCCUCAGGUACGAGCACCCCUCCAACCAUCGCCGCCACACCUGUGCCUGCUCUGCCUCCACCCAUCGCAGUCAACAGUUACCCACCGGUCCCUGCAGCGCCCAAUGGCCAGUCUGCCUCCGAAGCACUCUACACUAACGGGGUCCACCCAUAUCAGGCUCAGAGUCCUGCGUUGGAUCCUCUCCAGCAGGCGUAUACAGGCAUGCAGCACUACACGGCUACAUAUCCCGCUGCUUAUGGAUUGGUCGGUCAACCGUUCCCACAUCAGCCCACCUUGGUUGCCCAGCAACCCCAACAGCCGCAGCAGCUGCAACAACGAGAAGGACCAGAGGGCUGCAAUAUCUUUAUUUAUCAUCUGCCGCAGGAGUUCACCGACUCGGAGAUGCUGCAGAUGUUUCUGCCCUUCGGUAACGUCAUCUCAGCCAAGGUGUUCGUUGACCGUGCCACCAAUCAGAGCAAAUGCUUUGGUUUCGUAAGCUUCGACAACCCGGCGAGCGCACAGGCCGCCAUCCAGGCCAUGAACGGCUUUCAGAUCGGCAUGAAGAGGCUCAAAGUGCAGCUGAAGAGGCCUAAAGACGCCAACCGUCCAUACUGAGACCAACAGGGAAGACAGGAGAGGACUAACGGAGUCAGUUACGAGUCACUUUUCCUCCGCUGCAAAUAACGGGACCAACAACUUUCGCAAAACUACAGUAUAAAAAAACCUACCGAGAUUAUUUAAACGAAAACUAUACAUGUAAUAACAAAGACAGACUUAUUGCACAAGGUGCAGGUUAAAUAGAAGGAUUUACUACCUUAACAGUAUACGAUAUAGGACCAAUCUGCACCGCAGCGCCACUCGCUCUUCUGCUUCACACGCUGUCGGCCGUGUGCUUGUGGGUCGUCAUCUUUCUGCCCUCGGCCUGCACAUCUACGCACUACACACACACACACACACACACACAUAAAUGGGACCAAUGCAAAUGUGUCAGUACUACACAAAUUUCGCUUCUGGGUUCGAAAGAACUACUGACUAUCAAAGUCUUUCUGCAGCAAUCUAAAAAUGUGUAUAUAGAAAUUUGAGGGGAUCAUGUUGUAGACAUAUCGAAACGGUUUGGGAGGGUGGGACUGGGUCAACGUGAUCAGAGCAAAGAAAUCAUGGUAGAUAGAGAAAAAGAAUAUCCUUUGGGGAGUUUUGAAGGAGUUUGCUCUCGGUCUCUAAUCUGAGUCCAGUUAUACAUAGUUCUUCAUCUUUAAUACUUACGGAAACAAAAAGACCUGUGUGGGGUAUAGGAUGCUGGUCCUAUGUUGCAAUCCUCCCUAAAAUUACUGAAUAUAGUUUAUCACAGAGAGGCUGUAGUUAGAGUUUUUUGUUUUGUUUUUAGCUUUGUUAGUUUUACGUUCGUUUUUUUUAACAAAACAAAAAAAAAUUGUGGAUGAUUGGAGAAGAUUCAUGAAAGUUACAAACAUUUAAAAUGUAUUUCAUUGUAAAUAUCAUGCUUUUAAAAUGAAGGUCAAGAUUUAAACAUUUGGGAUAUUAUUAUUAUUAUUGCUAUUAUUAUUAUUAUUAUUAUUAUUUAGGGAAAGUAAUUUCUAUCUUUUUUUGCAAUUAAUUUAUUAAUUUCAUGGAGGGCAUUUUUUAAAUUAUUUAUGAAGAUAGCGGAUCAUUGGCACGUCUAAUGAAUCCAUGUAUUUUUAGACAUUUUAUUUACAGAUUUACC